Molecule: messenger RNA, 621 nt
Organism: Penicillium brevicompactum
Lineage: Eukaryota; Fungi; Ascomycota; Eurotiomycetes; Eurotiales; Aspergillaceae
Exons: 2
Coding region: 1-621 (206 amino acids)
Source: RefSeq, a predicted model, not a curated record
AUGCAAAAACAGUCUGAAAAUGACGCUCCGAUUAACACCGGUGUCCCACCAAAACGCAAGCCUCCAAAGUUGAGAAAGGGCCCGCCCCCAGAGCAGAAGGCAAAUGGUGUCAACGGAAGCACAACGAGUUCAGUCCCAGAUCUUACACACUCGAAUUCUCCUUCCUCAAACUCGGGCAGCACCGCCUCCAAAAAGGAACAGAGCGAGGGAAAAUCACCAUCACCAGAGCCGAUUCCUCAGGUGGAAAGACAGCGCACACGACACCACCGACGGGCGCGUCAAGCUCCAAAGUCACAAGAGCCAGAUCAAUAUCAAGAGACUGAUUCCGAACAACGAGAAAAUCGCAGCCAGGAGCGACGAAAAAUCAAGGAAAAGCGCGUGAGCCGUGUCCUCAAUCCUGCAGAAAGUCAUGGCGAGGUAGCGCAACCACGGAAUAAUGCCGGUGGACUUGUGCCGACAGCGCAAACCGGAGGCGUCGAGCAAGUGACCGAGUCAAUAGAAGAGAAACCUCAAUCCGGGAAAAGUGAUCAAUUGAGAUUAAGGCUGGACUUGAAUCUGGAUAUAGAGGUUGAGUUGAAAGCAAAGAUCCGAGGAGAUCUCACGCUGCAGUUGCUACAGUAG